This is a messenger RNA of Penicillium brevicompactum, 1179 nucleotides long. Its product is annotated as putative RNA polymerase II Elongator complex associated protein Kti12. Bases 1 to 1179 code for a protein of 392 amino acids. Lineage: Eukaryota; Fungi; Ascomycota; Eurotiomycetes; Eurotiales; Aspergillaceae. The record is from RefSeq and is a predicted model, not a curated record. The transcript has 3 exons.
AUGCCGCUCGUUAUUUUAACCGGAUACCCGUGUUCGGGCCUCACCCACCGCGCCAACCAGCUCGCCUCCUUGCUGGAAAAACAUCAAGAUGAAGUGUUCGCAGCCGCAGAAGCAGGCACGCCGGUCUCAUUGAAGUCUCGAUACAAGAUCCAUGUUGUCGGAUCGCACGACUCGUCCCACCCGCGCAUCGUCUAUGAUCAUGCCCGCACAGAGAAGGAGGCGCGCGGAGUUGCCUAUGCUCGCACCAAGCGCGUACUCAAGCGAGACAGCAUUGUCAUCCUUGACGGAAUGAACUAUAUCAAAGGAUGGCGGUAUCAGCUUUGGUGUGAGGCCAAAGCAGCACAAACAACUUCCUGUGUGGUUCACGUGGGAACCCCCGUCGACAAAUGUGUCGCCAACAACGACGCCCGCCUGCAACGCGACGCCAAUAAAAAUCAGAACACAAACGAUACUGCUGAAAGCACAGAUACCCUCGAUACCGAAGAGGCAUACCCAUCCGAACUACUAAACAACCUUAUCUUCCGCUACGAAGAGCCAAGCACCCAUAGCCGCUGGGAUAAGCCACUCUUCACGGUUCCUUACGACGACCCCGAGCCUCCAGUAUCAGAUAUAUUCGAAGCUCUUACGGGUGUGGUUCUCCCCACAGAAAAGCCUACCCUCCCAAGUCUCACCACUCUCGCCCCCGCUCUCUCCGACACAGCCAGCACAGCAACAGGCGGACCAAGAGGCAGCCGUCUAUCAACCCGCCCGCGAAUCGUACCUCACCAGGCCACCGUCCAAGCAAGCGCCACAGAUCCAAAUGCGAUGUACGCAAUGGAAAAGCGUACUUCAGCGGUCGUGACUGCAAUUCGUAAUUUCACGACGAGGUAUCCCACCGCAGAUAUCGCUCUCGCUCAGAGCGAUAACGCUAAUGGUGUCACGAUUUCUGUGCCGGACAUGACAGUUGCAGUCUUCUUGCCGUCACAUAUAGUACUAUCAGGAACGACAGAAGAGCUUGCUGGCGCGGGUGGUGUUCUUGCGCUGCCAAGGUUGCAGAGGCUAAGGAGACAGUGGAUUGGCUUGAAUCGGGCUUAUAUCGGUCGUGGUGCUGGAGCUUUGGCCGCCGAGCAGAUUGGUGAUGCUUUUGUUCGAUUCCUCAAUGCGGAAUUUUCUGGCGCUGCGGGUGAGGCUGAGGAUUAG